This is a messenger RNA of Phragmites australis (common reed), 1282 nucleotides long. Its product is annotated as mitochondrial outer membrane import complex protein METAXIN-like. Gene Ontology annotation, biological process: mitochondrion organization. Gene Ontology annotation, cellular component: SAM complex. The coding region runs from base 50 to 1042 and encodes 330 amino acids. The transcript has 6 exons. The record is from RefSeq and is a predicted model, not a curated record. NCBI's taxonomy places the organism in Eukaryota, Viridiplantae, Streptophyta, Magnoliopsida, Poales, Poaceae.
GCGACAACCAACCCAUAAACCCCUCCCGGCUUUCCUCACGCUCCCGGCGAUGGCAUCGGCGGCGGCGGAGUGGGAGGAGGCGGCGCGGAAGGUGCUGGUGGCGCGGAAGCCCGGCUUCGGGCUCCCCACCGCCUGCCCGACCUGCCUCCCCGUGCUCCUCUACCUCCGCAUGGCCCAGGUCCCCUUCGACAUCCACGUCGACACCUCGUUCCCCGACGCCGAUCACAUACCAUAUGUUGAAUUUGGUGAUUGUGUGGCAUUCAACAAUGAAAAAGGAGGUGUAAUUCAGUAUCUUAAGGAGGAGAAAAUUGUGGACUUGAACUCAAAGCACCCAAGUGUUUCUUCCUCUGAUGUGCUACCCACGAAGGCUAUGGUUUUGACCUGGCUUGCUGACGCUUUGCAGUAUGAACUAUGGGUGGUUACUGAUGGCAGCAUUGCGCAUGAUAUCUACUUUUCUGAUCUCCCCUGGCCCAUUGGGAAGAUACUCCAUUGGAAGAAAAGUAGAGACGUGAAGCAACUCCUGGGUAUAACAAAGCUUAAUGCUGCUGAAAAAGAAAAGGAGAUAUACCAGAAUGCAAGUGCUGCAUAUGAUGCUUUGUCUUCGAGAUUAGGGGAUCAAGUAUUUAUAUUUGAUAAUAGCCCUACAGAUGUUGAUGCUCUUUUCCUUGGACAUGCUCUUUUUGUCUUCAAUGCAUUACCUGAUGCAUCUGUGCUGCUAGGCACUUUGCAAAAGCAUGACAACUUGGUGAAUUUUGCCAAGCAUCACAAGGCCCAAUUGCUGGAAGCCUCAUCCUUAUCAGCAGUAGGGUCAUCACCUGAUCCACCAUCAUCCUCCACCCCCAGGAAAAGAGCAUCUACUGGCCGAACUUAUAAGCCGAAACCUAGAGCAAAGAAGGAACGGACAGAAGAGGAAAAGACAUUCAGACGAAGAGCAAAGUAUUUCCUUGCCACACAACUUGCUGCGGUUCUUGCGUUCCUAUCACUGAUGGGUGGGGUUGAUAGUUCUGAGCUAGAUGAAGACGGUGUAGAUUACGAAGAUUAAUUUCUCCCUGUGUUGUACUACAAUAUCUGUUCCAAGGCCAAUCUGCCGCUGGUUGGGGUGCAUUAAAAAUUUGUUCCCUCCGUUAGUCAGAGAUAUGUUACACUUGAUAUUGUAGCUAGGAAUACACUCGGUUUAGCCUUUGGCAGUUUCAUAAUCUACUUCGGACGUGAACAUGCUUGUCUCAAAGUUUUUUGGGUUCAUGGAACCUAACUGGAGCAAAUACGAAUUUUGGAGUACUCA